Orussus abietinus is the source of this 811-nucleotide messenger RNA. RefSeq lists its product as uncharacterized. The record is from RefSeq and is a predicted model, not a curated record. NCBI's taxonomy places the organism in Eukaryota, Metazoa, Arthropoda, Insecta, Hymenoptera, Orussidae. The transcript has 3 exons. Bases 24 to 599 code for a protein of 191 amino acids.
UGAAUCGGACUUUGGCAGACGUAAUGGUCAUGACCUCCCUCAAGAUUUUGGCCGCCGCUUUGAUCGUCUUUAUUCCUCAAAUAUCCCAGACCGUGGGAAAACACCUGUCGAAGGAUUCGUCAUCCGGAAAGGGAGACACAGUGAUCGAAAACAAAAAUGUCAACAUCAUUGUCAACGCCGAUCCGAAAUUGAUCGCGGAGGAACUGUGGAAAGUGAUCCUGGCUUAUCUGGACGAGAAACCAUCCUCCACUCUUUCCGCGGAGACGAUAAAAGAACUGAUCCGAAUCGUCGCUCCUGUCAGGGGGAGAAGAUCAGGAUUGUCUGCUUUUGAGAUGUCUUAUGACUUGGAACAAGUCGCGAGAAGAAGUUUGGCUUUGAAUUCAAAUCUCGACCCGGUCGACCGGGAGAUAAAGGCGAAGGAUAUGGCGGCUGAGAUGAUGAGUGUUAUCAAGGAUAUCGAGGAAUCACCUGAGCAGCAAAAAUUGACAGUCACCGGUAGAAGAUUGGACUUGACCGAAAAUGUUGACAACUACGUGGAGAUCAGAGUGAAGAUGAACCAACGUGAUCUGAUGGACGCCGUGAAGGACGAGUCAUCAUAAACUGACACCGAAAAGACGCAAAAUUUUGUUAAAAUCCGUGAAAACUGCCAUGAGAAGAAAAAUGUCAUCGAACCAAAGAAAUAAUUCUUUGAAUUUACUAAAUAUUUUCUUUUGACACUGUUCCAAGAGAUAUGUCUAUCGUUCGGUGACAUUUUUUAUCUUGGUGUGGAAAAUUGUGAAAAAUUUUGUAUGAAUAAAGAGAGUGCUUUAUA